AUUUAUUGUAUGAUGUGCGAACAAUAAGUUAUGCGUUACUCUAAUGGGUGUAUUAGGGUUACAACUGGCAACAACGCUAGUGGCUGCAAGUGUUCUGUCAAAAGUCAUUUCUUUCUUCUCGUUUACACGUUUCUUAAUUACGGGUCUCACGCGAUACGCCGUACCAACAGAUCAACAACUUCUAGAAGCUAGUGGGAACUGUAAAGUAAAGAUCAAAGGAAAAAGAAAGAGAAAUGACUUACUUUCUGGAUCCCCCAAUGGAACAACUUGUCACUCUGAUACUUUCUAUUUUCCCCGCUCCACAACCAUUCAUUUGAAGCAAUCACAUGUAUCUACUUCUGAUAUAGCCAUUUUACCAUUAUAUUCUAGUCACCAAUGGCUAGUCGACUUCACCGUUUGUGCUUCUUGUGUAUAUUUAAUUAACGAAGUAGCCUAUAAUUGUAUCAUCCCAUGGUAUGAGGGUUUUGACCGAAAUCAAACAAAACUGUCACGUGCCAAUACAAAACAAGAUUCCUCUUAUCCCGUAUCUCUCAAUGUACGUAUCAAUUUAAGUCUAGUUUGGAUGACUUUAAGCCUUUGGUUCACCAUUCGCACUCUCGUUUCCUUAACAGCAAUAUACUUUCAAUCUAAAAAUAAUGCCACAAAAAUCGAAUCUCGAUCUUCUAAAUUCACUACAAAUACAGCACUUACAAACAUACCUUCAAGUGAAUGCAUACUCAUCCUUGCAGCUGGCUUUUUCUUCCUCGUUGCUGCAACUUUAAUUCUUUCCCUUGAUGGAACGUUGGUUGACUUUGGUCUUCAAGCUGCUUACGGGAAUUUGACUUUUGGAGAAUUCUCAUCUUCUAAAUCUCCAAUUAUUAGUUGGGGUGCAUUUAAUUUUAUUCUAGCUGUUAUAGCCUGUAUAAUUGGUUCACUGUUUGUUUAUCCAGGAAUAAAAUUUGGGAAGAUAUACUUAGACACAGUUAAACAAUGUCCAAUGUCAGUAAUCAAACGUAUCAUAGUACAUCUGAAUUUCAUUUGUCCAAUAAUUCCUAUUUUACUUUGGCUUAUUCCAAUCACUGAUCAUAUUUCUAAUUCAUUGAUUACGCUCACGCAUAGUAAUUCAUUGACUGGAAAACCUUUUCUCAUCAUAAUUAUCAACUUUAUGUCUAAUCUAUUCAUGAAACAUUUGGAUAGUAUUCGACUAAUUGUAUCUUUGGCAGUUGUACUCUUUCGUCUUUCCACUGUUCGUUGGACAUUACAAGUAUGUGUCUGGUUUUUUAUGCUCAUUGUUUAGUUCAUAUGUACUAUUGUCAGUAAAAUGGAUUUAAAGGAUAAUUUACGAGUGACUAUCUUUUUUUCUGAAUAGUUUUUAGGAAUUCUUGAGAUGCUUCUAUAAAACUUUCUUUGCUAGUGUUUUUACUUAGUAAUGAAACUAAAUAUAAAAUUAGUAAUUUGAAUAUUUUUUUCAAAUUACUUUCGUAUUGUUUCUAUGCCAUGGACACAGCACUCAUAUUCUUACUUAAUAAGUAAUCACGUCACAUAAAUCACUUGGUUUACUUAUAUACCACGAUAAGUCAAGGAAAGGAAAGUAACGAAGAUGACAUAAUUGGCAAUGAAAAAACGAAUUAAUGAAUUUUGAGCUCUGUAAAUGAUUUUGACCCAUACCACCUAAAGCCUGUAACAAUAAACUUCAAAUCCCUUGUAAAUUAUAUUGAAAACCCUUAACUCUUUUCCAUACGCGUUAUUUCAACAGUUGCGAAUACAGGUUUACUGGAAAUUAAUAUUUUACCAUGUAUAUAUCACGUGUAUCGCAUGCUUUUAUGUACAUGUGUAUAAUGUAAGCGUAUAAAGGGUUUAGGAGUAUACAAGUAUGCAAAUUGUAACUUGAAGGUCCCAUUACACCUUAUCAUUAGAGGAAUGACUUAUUGUUUUAAUCAUUUGGUUACAUGUUCACUUACUUCAGUUUGAGCACCUGAGUAGUAUCAUCAUCAAAGCCAAAUUCAUGAACCCAUGGGUUCUCACCUUUAAGAUAUAUCAUACUAUGUAGAAAUAAAUAUUCUCUAUUUCCUGUCUUCGAUGGUUCUCUACCGAAAGUUGAUCUGUGAUGUAAACUAGUAAUUAAACAACAUCUAAAAACUCAUGCAAAUAAUAGUAAUAAUGUCCUCACUAGUGAUUAAUUUCAAUCGAAAUUUCCGAUCUUCAAAUUGAGAUGCUAUGCCAGGCUUGAAACAAAUAUCACCGGUGUCAGUGGACAAUGGCUACACAAUAGUUCGACUUGAUCAAAGUGAAAAUGUGGACCUCUGUGUACUAACUCAACAGUUUAAAAAUUCAAGCGCUCACGACGAGUCAUAAAGGUCCUCCUGGUUUCGAUCCCUAACAGGACCCUAAGUGCGCACUUCUGGAAAGCUCCAUAAAUAGGACUAAAUAGCUCUCCACUCUUUAUUUUUCUAAUGAUUUUCCAACUGAAGUUAGCUUGUAAUGUAAACUAUCUUCAAAUCAACCUAUCUCCAUUAGUCGCCCAUACCGUUACUUGUUACAUUCUACAACCAAACAAUACGCAACAAGGACUUAGAAGACUGGUGCCCUUUCCCUAACGGUCGGCCCAAUGCUAAAUGGCUUCAAACAAAGCGGAAAAACGCAAGACCAAUGUUCACUGACCCUAAAUAAUUAUUAUAUUUCAGACAUUCAUUUAUAUAUAUACAAGGCCAGACCAUACAACAGACCAACUGGGUAACAGCAUUAAAACGGAACAACAAAAUUAAUGAUGGGAAAACGGAAUACUAUGUACUUAAAUAAUUGGUUGUAGUUAAUAAGUGUGUCAUGAACGAGAUUUAGGUGGGGACAACCAAUUUAUUGCUUGGUACAAAAUUACAGAAUAUUUUGGUAAAAUAUGUCAACCAUACAUAGAAUACUUAAUUUGCAAAUUUCCAUCAUUUUUCCUUGACAUUCUGUAUGGUUCCUCCAAUUCAUAAUUCCUUUCUAUUUCCCUUUCUAUUCUCUUCAACUCAAUCUCCCUAACCUUCUUCUGUUCAGUUUUCCACUUCCGACUGGUGUUACAUACUAUUUAUGUCUGUCGACAUAAGUAGCAUACACCACAAGUGGAAGAUGCUAUAGCAAAAAAUUAAGGUUCAAAUAAAAGCUUAGAACUAUGGUAAUAAGAAAAUAAUUAAUAAAAAUGCAAUCAAUAUAUGUAAAUAAAAUCGUAAAAAAAUAGCUUCGAAAGUUUUUACCUCAUAGUUAAAUAGUCUCUUACAACAUUACUGAUUCUAGGUGUUCUGCACUUUUUUCUCCACCAUAAGUAGUGUUCUUAGAAUAACUAAAAUUUUCAAUCUAUCGAAUUCGUUACCAUUUGGCUUCAAUAUAACUUAAUCAACUUUUUUCUUGUUAUUGUUAAAUAAUUGAGUAAUUCAAAUGUACUAAUAACAAUACUUAUUUCAAAUUCAAUUUUAUUUGUUUUUAAAAAAAUACAAUAGGCUUAUUUAAAUUCUGCCCAAGAUAAACUGGAUAAAUUUACCCAUGAAGCAGGACAAACUUCAAAUAAAGAAGUACAACGAUUAGUUGCAAGUAUAUUUUAUUGUUUAAACCUAGUUGCUUUACAGUAUAUUUCACCUUGUUUUCUUUUCUUAUGUCUUUUAUGCUUAUAUAAAAAUUUAUCAGGUCUAUCAUGGUUACCUUAUGAUUAUCAUCAACAACAAUAUCUAUAUUCUUCUGAUACAUUAAAUGUAUUACCAUCUUUUGUAUCGAACAUUCAAAAUAAUUUUACUAAUUAUUUUUUAAUUGAUUUCAUGAAUCAAAAUAAUUUUACUUCAUGGUCAACUGUAUUUAUGCAAGCUAGAUAUAUCUUUAGUCAAAUUAUGGAUCAUUUCUUAUUUCAUGGAAUGAUUAUUUCACGUGGUAUAUUUGGAUUUUUAGUAUGGUGGACGAUAACUAGUUGGCAGUUGAUGUGCUUUUUAGGUUUAGCUUAUCAUCGAUUUGCAAAUGAAUAAGAACUACAGUGGAAUUAGACUUAUUCUCUGUCAAAUUAAGUGAAAUAUCUUUUAUUUUUCUUUUGUAAUUUAGACCAAUUUAUCAACUUUACUUCUUAUACUGUAAUUUAAUUUUAGUAUUAUUAUUGUUACAUUUAAUGAUAGUGAUGAUGGUAUUUGUACCUUUUUAGCAUUUGUUUCCAAUAAAACCAACAAACAUACCCCUC
Molecule: messenger RNA, 4174 nt
Organism: Schistosoma guineensis
Lineage: Eukaryota; Metazoa; Platyhelminthes; Trematoda; Strigeidida; Schistosomatidae
Source: the annotation of a GenBank genome assembly